Molecule: messenger RNA, 5337 nt
Organism: Drosophila mojavensis
Lineage: Eukaryota; Metazoa; Arthropoda; Insecta; Diptera; Drosophilidae
Gene: Smg5
Product: protein SMG5
Exons: 8
Coding region: 328-3927 (1199 amino acids)
Biological process (GO): nuclear-transcribed mRNA catabolic process, nonsense-mediated decay
Cellular component (GO): telomerase holoenzyme complex
Molecular function (GO): protein binding; telomerase RNA binding; telomeric repeat DNA binding
Source: RefSeq, a predicted model, not a curated record
GUCGAACAUAUGGUACAAUUACACGUGCGAAUAGCUUGAAGAAGCUUAGGCAUAAGAGAAGCGUCUUUAGAAGAGCUCACACAAAAAUUGUACGUCGAAACACUUAGUAGUCGAGCUACACAACAAACAUUUACACCAUCACCACCACAAACCAGCCCAGCAGUGAACCAGUUCGUGAGCUAGAGCGAAACGCACGAGUUUUCUGGCGUGCUUGAACGUGCAUGCGCCACUUUGUUGUUCAACAAAGAAGAAAAAGCAACGCAAAACGUGAACUGUGCACAGUUUUAAAACAAUAUAAAAACUGAUAAAGUGUCUUACACUUUGACCAUGGAGUCAACAAUUAGUUCCGGCGGCUCAAAUGCAUCCAGCGAAUGCGCCGUCGACGCUGGCGGCGGCGUUGGCUGUAGAAGUCGCUGCCGCAAUUUGGAUGCAACGCUCUGCGUGGGCAACAAUAACAAUGGCUUGCUAUCGAAUAACGGUAAUUCGGCCCUCAGUCAGGAGGUUAAGGAUUUAUAUCGCGCUUUAUAUACUGUGUCCAAGCAACUGGACGAUGCCAAGCGUAAUAUUCAAAAUAUUGGACAACUGUUCCAUCACGAUAUCGAAGAAAAACGCGCAAAUCUUGUGCAGCUGUGCAAACAAAUAAUAUUUAAGGACUAUCAAUCGGUGGGAAAAAAGGUGCGCGAGGUGAUGUGGCGUCGCGGCUAUUAUGAGUUUAUAGCUUUUGUGAAGAAGCAUAUGCAUAAGCAAGGCGCCGAUAAGGAGUGUAUGCAGAAACUGGAGCGCUUCCUUUGCGCCGGCAUUUUCAAUUACAAGCGGCUGUCGGCCAAAAUGGAGGAGAUCUAUGACUUGGACUUGAAAUACUUGAUUGACUUCUCCAUUAUAAGCGAAGGCUAUAUCAGCGAUUGUAUCAGCGAUACGGCAGUCAGCAAAGAGCUGGAACCCUCGCAGGCUGCGGUCGAUAAGAGUUUGGAGGCAGUCUCCUUUGCCUUGGAUACCAUACACUCGUCCCUCUUGAGCCUGGGCGAUUUGCAUCGCUAUUUUCUGGACUUUCGCAUCGAUAGCCAGCUCAGUUUGAGCAUCAGCAAGGAGCAGGUGGCCAAGUAUUAUCUGGAGGCAUUUAAGCUGAACCCAGCCAUUGGCAUGGCUCAAAAUCAACUGGGCACUCUGUAUUAUGGACAGAAUUAUGAUCUGGACUCGACCUAUCACUAUUUGUACUCGUUGGUGUGCAUCAUACCCUUCGAGCUGAGCGAGAACAACCUGAAUAAGCUUUUCGCCAAGCACACGGAGUAUCUGGAGAAAAUGAAUCCGGCUAAAUUGGAAUUUAAUAUCGAGGAUUUCUAUGCUCGCUUCUAUCUGAUUGUCGACAUAUUCUUCUUCGACAAGGAGGUGCCGGACUUCAAUUCCCUUUGCCAUUGCGUGCUGAUCGACCUGCGCAAGAUUCUCUGCGCCCAGCUGCUGCCGGUGCCCGAGCAGAGCAUCUUUAAGAUCAUCUCCAUACUGUUCUUCUGCCUGUCCAAGCUGAAGAUGAUCAAUUCACCUAAGGUCUAUUCGCUCCACGCCUUCCUCGUGGCCGCCUGCUCCGAUCUAAUAGACGCCUGCAUUGUGAACAUUGAGCAAACGAUUCUGGCACGCGCCGCAGAUAAUGAGAGUUUUCAGGCGGAAUACGAGAAACGAUUCCAGGACUUUGAUACGACAGUGCGUAAAUCGCGUAAUGAAUACAAGAACUGGCUGGCCGCCGUGGGUGAGUGUGAGCGCAAGGAUAAGAAGCUGCUGGCACGACCACACUCCGCCAAGGACUUCAGCUCCGAUUCACGGGAUAGCCAACAUUCGGCAGAUGAGGGCUGCGCCAAGACACAAGAGGCACCCGACACUGACAAACUGGGCGGCACUGAACCCAUCUCCACACGGUCCAGCGACGAGGCCAAGGAGAGUGAUCUAAAGACCCCGCUCUCCUGCAAGAGCAAGCGUCGUGGCAUGCGACUGCGUCGACGUCGUCGUAAAAUUGCCCAGUCGGACGAUAGUUCGUGCUACGACAGCGAGAGCGACAUGGACACCGAUUUCUACAGCGACGAGGAGGACUACACAGAUCUGAGCUCUAAUUUCGAUACCGAUUUCAGUGACAUUGAUGCCGCCGAGCAUGAUGAAGCGCCAGCGGCGGACUAUGUUAAAAAGGAGCGUACUCCUCGUCAAUCUGGCGGUGCGAAUGUCUACUCGGACAACGAGGAUGUUGUCAUCGAGGAGGAGCGUCUUAUCUAUCCCGAUGAAAUGGAACGUCGUCCCGUUUCCCAAGAAGUGGACUCCGAGGAGUUGCUGCGCAGCUUCGAAGUGCUGCAAUUGAAUUUCAAGUGUGCUGAGGACAAUCAAACAGCUGCGGCCGAUGAGCCGGCAGUUAAUGUCGGAGGCGAAACGUGUGCACCUCCUCUGACCAUUACCGAGCCGCCGAAGAAACUGGUCUAUCGCAACAAGUAUACGAAGAUCAAUCCAAAUAUCAUAAUCGAUUGUCUGCACAAUGAACCAACAAUUCGUGCUUUGAAGAUGCUCUUCGACUGGCUGCGCAUUAAUCCAGAGAUUCUGAUUGGCUGCUAUCACUCGAAUCCGGAAUUUGUGCACAAGAUAAUGAAACUGCUGAACUACUGCAACAUUGAUAUAUUCACUCGGAAAGUCUACUUCGAGCGGGACCUCUUGACUACGAGCAAUGUGCGCGAGGCGCUCGUCGAUCUGUUCGAUGUGCGGGCAAAUGUGCCGCUGAGCGAGGACUUUGCCUUCAAGAACUUUGACAUAUUCCAGAGCACACAGAUAACACUUGACUGGGAGACGAUCAUUCGGGAGCGUGUCACGCCCCAAGAGGAGUCGAUAUUGCGCAUCUUCAAGAUGGUUGAUUUUGGUUUCUUCAUUUGCAAGCAGAAGAAGUUCAAUUAUCGCUUCUGCGUGAAGACGCGUCGCUUCACCGAGAACCAGAAGAAGAAGCGCGAGGAGAAAAAGGGCGGUGGCUCGCGUCGCCGUGAACGACGCACGGCACCGAAGACAACACGCAAGCGGAACGAGGGACGCACUCGUCGCUAUUCGGAUCGCAAGAAUGGCAUCGUGCGCAAGAGCUACACGAGCAACGAGGAGAAGGAUACGGUGGAGGAAUGCCGCAAGCUGCCGCGCAAGGGCUAUCUGCGCAAUCGCAAUGCAGAGAAGGCCGCCGCCUUGUUGGCCAGCGCCACGGGCACCUCUGUGGCCGGUGGCACCUCCGCCUCAGCGUCGACCACGACAAACAGCGUCAUUGAGAAGCUGAAUUUGCAGUCGAGCAGCGGCGCCGACGAGGAACGCUCCGAGGCGAUGACCAAAAAGUGUGAAAUUAUGGGCAAACUCUGGCUGCAGAACGAGGUGGAAACCCUGGAGGAGGAGCUGCGCGAUAGCACCAGCCAUGUGGUCAUGUCACCGUUUGUUGUGGUCGAUGCCAAAGCUCUGACCGAGUACAAUGGCAUUGUCAAGUCCUUGGUAAGGACCAAGAAGUGUAUUGUGCUGAUACCCAAUGCGGUUUUAAACGAACUGGAUGAACUGAAGAAGCGCAGCGAGAAUGUGCGUCAUGUCAUACGCUGGCUGGAGCAGGAGUUCAAGCACGGCAAUCGCCAUCUGCGCGCACAGCGCGACAAUGAAAGCCAGCCGCUUUCACUGCUCAAGAUAUCACGCAAGAUGGAUCGCGAUGCAUCGGUUUUCCUACAGAUCGCCCAGUUUUGCAAUCACCUGGUGACCAAUCAUGCCGAUCCGCAUGUGAGUGAGCUGCAGAAGAACGUGGUCACCUAUCUAUCCGGGGACAAUUUGCACGAGAAGAAUCGCCAACAGCAGAACUUUAGCUAUACGGGCAUUCUUGAUUCGAUUCCCGUGCGUUAUGCACAAAUCCAAAGCUUCUAUGCCAAGUUCAAGGCUAACAAAAAAUGAGUGAGCCGGAGCGGACGCUAGGUGGCAAAUGCAUGGCAAAAAACAGCAGAUGCAAAUUAAUUAAAAUGCAAGGAUGUGCAUAGCGUGUGUUCACUGUACAACCACAACAAAACGACAUGGAGUUCCAAGUUUACGAAAUGUUUCUCUCUCAGACGCGGCCCAAGUGGGGGCAACAAAAAAACGGCAAACAAACCAGACCAGCAGAAAAAAAUAAUAUGAUAACAAAACGAAAAGUCAAUCAAACAAAAAAAUCAUAAAAAAAAUAUCCAGCAGCAGCGGCAACGGCAGCGGCUGGUGGUUAGCUUCUUCGUUGAUUGUUGUUUGUUGUUUGCAGUUGUUGUUCAUCAUGUUGUUUCUUUAAAAGUAAUUCAAACCAGCAGAAGUAGCAGCAGCAGCAGCAGCAUCAGCAGCAGCAGCAUCUAGAGCUGCAGCAGCAACAACAACAGCUGCAACAACCAUUGCACAAUGGGAUCCCGUAGCUCAGCAGCGGCAGCAUUUUCGUGGAGUUUGCUUGUUGUAUUAGACAGAAAACCAGAAAAAAUGUUGAAUGAAAAAAAAAAAAAAAAAUCUAAAAAAAUGAGAUCAAGAAAUCAUAAAUCGUUCACUUUCAACUCAAACGGCGACGACCCUCAGCUAACCCAAACGGCCAACAAUCUUACAAAAAUGGAAAAAAAAAAAAAAAAUUAAAUUAAAAAAAAAAAAAAAUUAUAUUGAAAUUGUUCAUGAUUCAAGUUUAACCCAUUCAAGAUGAUUAAGCAACAGAAAAAAAAUUUAAGGACCCCUCCCGAGUUUAGGCCCAAGAAAAUGGGGACUUAGGAUCUUUGCACGGAGCUUCGUUUCAAAUGCAAAGCAUCGUAUGUAACUCCCUUGAUUUAACGUAUGAUAGAUCGCGUUUCUAAUUGUGAAUUCCCCCUAGUAACGCCCUCCUCCUCCUACUGAAACCCCUCGCCAAACGCAAAAAGCAACUGUAUAUACAUAACAAUGUAUAUAUAAAUAUAUUUAUGCGUGGCAAUGCGUAUUUAGUAUUUUGAAGCUAUGGUCAAUCUAGGGUGGCCUUCACUCAUGCGCACCGGAACCUUUGUUAGUUUGUUUGAAUUCCUCUUCAAGAUCACCGUUCCCUCCUCUCUCACAAUGGAGUAUUCGGUUGACCCCCAAGCCCAUCCCAAGUACUAUUUAUAUAGCAAGCAUAUAUAACGAAUAAUCUUUAAAAUUUAUAACAAACAUAAAUUCAAUUGUCGGACAAACGUGUGCAAACUACAUAGUAAAUAAAAUAUGAGCAAGUAUUAAAAUCUAUUUACUUACACGUAUUUCAAAUCAAUUUCGAAUAUACUUUAAAAUAUGUCACGAAAUAAUGAAAACUAUGUAUAUCUCUGUUUUAAAUGAAAUAAAGAUUCCGACAAGUAAACAACA